This is a messenger RNA of Talaromyces proteolyticus, 286 nucleotides long. RefSeq lists its product as uncharacterized. The coding region runs from base 89 to 277 and encodes 62 amino acids. NCBI's taxonomy places the organism in Eukaryota, Fungi, Ascomycota, Eurotiomycetes, Eurotiales, Trichocomaceae. The transcript has a single exon. The record is from RefSeq and is a predicted model, not a curated record.
GCGAGCUGAGAGCAGGAGAGAGCGUGGAGGAGAGGAGGCGUUGACAGCGGCUAGCAGGAGCCCGGCCGCCAGGGGAUGCUGCGGGCGUAUGAUUGGCUGGCUUCGGGUGCUAGUGCGGAAGAAGCCUAGCGCCGUAGCAUCUACCUGCUCCUGUAUAUACAUAGACAUACAAGUGCACAUAUCCGUGUAUAUACAUGGCUUGUAUAUCGGCGUAUAUAUACAAGUCUAUACAUGUGUGCAUGUACAUUAUCUGGCCAUUCCACGGCGGUUGCUGUAAUGCUGCCUG